Messenger RNA from Lycium barbarum (goji berry), 1359 nucleotides. RefSeq lists its product as uncharacterized. The transcript has a single exon. The coding region runs from base 1 to 1359 and encodes 452 amino acids. Lineage: Eukaryota; Viridiplantae; Streptophyta; Magnoliopsida; Solanales; Solanaceae. The record is from RefSeq and is a predicted model, not a curated record.
AUGGCACCUAAUAAGGAAUGGAUGCAACUUGUUCAAGAUCGACUUGAUAAUGCUUACAUACUUGGGGUGGAGACAUUUUUGGAUUAUGCUUUUACAAGAUUGAGAGAAACGCAAGAAAUACGUUGUCCAUGUGUCAAAUGUUGUAAUGCAUCUUCAAGAACUCGUAAGAUGGUUAGGUCACAUUUAAUAGUAUAUGGAAUAAUCGAAAGUUAUACUUUUUGGUAUCAUCACGGGGAGAGGUUAGGUGAGCCGCAGUCAGAUUCUGAAUUUGUAGACGAUAAUGACAUUGAAAAGGAUGAUGACGAGGAUGAGAAUGAAAUACCUGAGAUCUUAAGGGAUUUAUACCCCGCUUUCAAUGGAGAUAAUAUGAACACCGGUAGUGAUGAUUUUGUUGAGGAGGAACCAAAUCCUGAAGCAAAACGAUUCUAUAGCCUGUUAAAGGAUUUUGAGCAACCAUUAUACGAAUGUUCAAAAGCUUCUAAACUUUCUACUAUGGUUAAAUUGAUUCAUAUUAAAAGUAUUGGUCAUUGGAGUAAUGCAUCAUUUACAAUGUUGUUGAAGAUGCUGAAGGAAGAUUUAUUACCUGAUGGAUCAAACUUGCCAGGUUCAUAUUACGAGGCAAAGAAGAUAAUUCAGGACCUUGGUCUUUCUUACAAGAAGAUUGAUGCGUGUAAGAAUAAUUGCAUGUUAUAUUGGAAGGAUGAUAAGUUUCUUGAGUCUUGCAAAGUUUGCGGCGCAUCUAGAUGGAAGGAGGAUAAACGUAACGGGGAAACAAAAUCUAAAUGUGGGAAAAAGAUACCAUGCAAGAUUUUACGUUAUUUUCCUCUAAUGCCCAGACUUCAAAGAUUGUUUAUGUCCUCGAAAACAACUUCUUUGAUGAGAUGGCAUUUUGAUGAAAGAGUUGAUGAUGGAAUAAUGAGGCACCCGGCUGAUUCAAUAGCAUGGAAGACACUUGAUGAACUUCACCUAUCUUUUGCCACCGAGCCUCGUAAUGUUCAACUUGGACUUGCUAGUGAUGGUUUUCAACCAUUUAAAAGUUCCAAAACUCCGUAUAGCAUUUGGUCUGUGGUACUUAUUCCUUAUAAUUUACCACCUUGGUUAUGCAUGAAGCAAGAGAAUUUUAUUUUAUCGAUGCUUAUUCCUGGUCCUGAAUGUCCCGGAGAUGCAAUUGAUGUUUAUCCCCAACCUUUGAUAGAGGAAUUAAAGGAAUUAUGGGAAACUGGAGUUGAGACCUUUGAUGCGUCAACUAGACAGAAUUUUAUGUUACAUGUAGCUUUUUUAUGGACCAUUAAUGACUUUCCAGUAUAUGCAAAUUUGUCGGGAUGGAGUACCAAAGGAAAAUUGGCUUGCCCAUGUUGA